This is a messenger RNA of Protobothrops mucrosquamatus (brown spotted pit viper), 3841 nucleotides long. RefSeq names its product ring finger and CCCH-type domains 1 (gene RC3H1). The transcript is spliced from 20 exons. NCBI's taxonomy places the organism in Eukaryota, Metazoa, Chordata, Lepidosauria, Squamata, Viperidae. Bases 266 to 3646 code for a protein of 1126 amino acids. The record is from RefSeq and is a predicted model, not a curated record. Gene Ontology annotation, molecular function: metal ion binding.
AGCAGCAGCAGAGGGCCAAAGGCUGGGGCAGGAGGCCGCGGUCGGCCGGCUCUUGAUGCUGGUGAAGGAGGAGGUAGGCGCGACGGCCAUGGCCGUAGUCCGCAGCUGAGAGGAGCUGCUGCCGCCGUCGUGAGGUUAUAUUUCACACUAUGUGCUGACUGUCUGUACUUACAGAAAAUAUUUAAAAACAGUUUUUUUUUCAAAAUAAAUUUGAUUCCAGUGGAAUCUGCUUUAGAUUUUGUCUUGUGAAGUAACUCCUGAAGCAAUGCCUGUACAAGCUCCACAAUGGACGGAUUUUCUCUCCUGCCCUAUUUGCACACAAACAUUCGACGAAACGAUCCGGAAACCCAUCAGUCUAGGUUGUGGCCACACAGUCUGCAAGAUGUGCCUGAACAAGCUCCAUCGGAAAGCAUGUCCUUUCGACCAGACCACUAUCAAUACAGACAUAGAACAUCUUCCUGUGAACUCAGCUUUGCUGCAGCUUGUGGGUGCUCAAAUGCCAGAACAGCAACCAAUAACUCUACGCAGUGGUGCUGAAGAUACUAAACAUUAUGAGGAAGCCAGGAAAUGUGUGGAAGAACUAGCCUUAUACCUUAAACCACUCAGCAGUGCAAGAGGUGUGGGAUUGAACAGCACAACUCAGAGUGUGCUUAGUCGGCCCAUGCAAAGGAAGCUUGUGACAUUAGUCCAUUGCCAGCUGGUGGAAGAAGAAGGGCGGAUCCGAGCUAUGCGUGCAGCACGAUCUCUGGGUGAAAGAACUGUUACUGAGCUUAUUCUUCAGCACCAGAAUCCUCAGCAAUUAUCUUCAAACCUUUGGGCUGCAGUGAGGGCUAGAGGCUGUCAGUUCCUUGGACCAGCGAUGCAAGAGGAAGCUCUGAAGUUAGUUCUUUUAGCUUUAGAAGAUGGAUCUGCUUUAUCUCGAAAAGUUUUGGUUCUCUUUGUGGUACAGAGGUUGGAGCCACGAUUUCCUCAGGCUUCUAAAACCAGCAUUGGGCAUGUUGUCCAGCUUCUUUACAGAGCCUCCUGUUUCAAGGUGACUAAACGUGAUGAGGAUUCCUCCCUAAUGCAACUGAAGGAGGAAUUCAGAACAUAUGAAGCUCUGAGACGAGAACAUGAUUCCCAAAUUGUACAAAUUGCUAUGGAGGCUGGUUUGCGGAUAGCUCCAGAUCAGUGGUCUUCAUUGCUGUAUGGAGACCAGUCUCACAAAUCCCACAUGCAGUCCAUUAUUGACAAGUUGCAGACCCCAGCCUCUUUUGCACAGAGUGUUCAGGAAUUAACAAUUGCUCUCCAGAGAACUGGUGAUCCAGCUAAUUUGACCCGGCUUCGACCCCAUCUUGAACUUCUUGCAAAUAUUGAUCCCAGUCCAGAUGCCCCACCACCCACAUGGGAACAGCUUGAGAAUGGAUUAGUUGCUGUACGGACUGUGGUACAUGGAUUGGUUGAUUACAUUCAGAAUCACAGCAAAAAAGGAGCUGAUCAGCAACAGCCACCUCAGCACAGCAAGUACAAGACAUAUAUGUGUCGAGAUAUGAAGCAGAGAAGAGAAUGCCCCCGUGGGGCCAGCUGCACAUUUGCACACUCACAGGAAGAACUAGAAAAAUUUCGCAAGAUGAACAAACGUCUAGUUCCUCGAAGACCUUUGAGUGCCUCCUUAGGUCAACUAAAUGAAGUGGGCCUACCAGCAGCAGCUAUUAUCUCAGAUGAAGCAACAGUGGACUUACCCAAUAGAAAACCUUCUACCUUGCCAAAUGGGAUUGUUUCACCAGGCAGUGCAGUGACACAACUUAUCUCUCGUGGGACCGACUCCAGUUAUGACUCAGUCAUGAAACCUGGGAAGAUGGAUCACCAUAGUAGCAGUGCCCCUGGAUCACCUCCUGAUUUGCUGGAACCUGUUUCCAAGAGCUCUCACCCAAUGCCCCCCCGAGGACCUACAGACUUGCCUCCAAUUUCUGUGGGCAAGCAGCUCCAAAUAGUUCCUCGAGGCUCCCAGUUGUAUCCAGCUCAGCAAACCGAUAUGUUCUAUCCAGAUCCUCGAGGAGCAGCUCCCCCAUUCGAGCCUCCACCCUAUCAAGCAGGUGUAUAUUAUCCUCCAGCUCAAUCACUACAGUGUAUGUCUCGAUUUGUCCGACCUCCAUCAUCUGUUCCUGAACCAGGACCUCCUUUUGUAGAACAACAUUAUGCACCCUAUCUCCAAGAUCGCAUCAUGAACUCACAAUACAGCGCACAACCACAGCAAUACCCUCCAAUGAGUCAACCUGUAUAUCCUCCUCAUUAUGACAGCAGACGUGUGUAUCCUGCUGCUCAGCCAUACCAACGGGAAGAUAUUAUCCGAGGAAGUCCUGUUCCGAUUGAAAUUUCUCCACCUACUGUAUCACCAUAUGUACCUGAAACAAGAGACAGAUAUCAACAGGUGGAGGGCUACUAUCCAGUUGGACCACAUCUGAAUCAGAUUAGACCUUCAUAUCAUAGAGAACCUUAUAGUCGGGCUCCCCCUCAGCCACACCCUAGUCUAGAUGAAUUGCAUCGAAGGCGAAAGGAGAUUAUGGCUCAACUGGAAGAAAGGAAGGUCAUCUCCCCACCACCAUUUGCAUCAUCACCAACCCUGCCUCAUUCUUUACACACUGAUGAGUACUUGGAUGAAGACCUGAAGGUAGCAGGAAAAUACAAAGGAAAUGAUUACAGCCAAUACUCUCCCUGGUCGUGUGACACUAUUGGCUCCUACAUUGGAACCAAAGAUGCAAAACCCAAAGACAUUGUGGCAGUGGGUCUUGUAGAGAUGGUGAAUGUGGACAGCAAGGGAAUGCGAGAUCAACGUUUGGAUUUACAAAGGAGAGCAGCAGAGACUGGUGAUGAUGAUCUUAUUCCCUUUGGAGAUAGACCUACAGUUUCGAGGUUUGGUGCCAUCUCACGUACCUCCAAAGCAAUGUACCAGAAUCCAGGCCCCAUACAAGCCAUGACAGUUCAAGGGGCUUCUGCAAAACCAGUCAGUGUUUCAGAUUACAGCCCAUAUGGAACACACAGUGCAUGGGGAGGUUCACCAUAUUCACCCCAUCAAACUGUACCUUCUCAGGGCCGGCUUGGUGACAGGGAGAGAUUAUCUAUGACAGAUAUUGCUAACCAUGGAAAACCUUUGCCAUCAUCUGAGAGAGAACAGCAGCUUCGUCUUGAACUGCAGCAGUUAAACCAUCAGAUAAGUCAGCAGACACGAGGACUUGAGGCGGUUAGUAACAGGCUGCUGUUGCAGAGGGAAGCGACCCCUUUGGCAGGCCAACCACAGCCCCCACCACCACCUCCUAAGUGGCCUGGAAUGAUCUCAAGUGAACAGCUGAGCUUGGAGCUGCACCAGGUGGAGAGGGAAAUCGGGAAGAGAACCCGGGAACUAAGCAUGGAGAGCCAGUCUUCAUUGGAUGUGAAAAACAAAGCAAAUGCUAGUAAACAGACUGAAAAUGGACAGCAAGGCAAAGUACCACCUGAGGAUCUUUCUCUAACAUUCAGUGAUCUUCCAAAUGGAUCUGCCCCAACCCAAGAACUUAUAGGCCUUCUGUCAAACAAAACUACAGCUCUGAACUUGUCAGAGGACACCGACGCAGGAGCAGGUGACCAGGAUACCCAGAGAACUGGAGCAACACCCACCUCUGCUCCUUGAAGGAACAAGACUAUUCCCUCCACUUCUGUCGGGGGUCACCUUUUCCCAUCCUUGGAUUGAUGAAAGACGCUGAGCAAAGGUCUUCAACAAUAGCAAGUCUGAGACAAUGUGCACAACACCACUACUAGGAACAAACCCUGCACAUAGUUCACAUUAACACAUUUUUUAAUUAAAAAAUGAAAAUUAGCAGUAUCU